AUGUCUUUCCCCAGUAAAUUAAUGAUCAUUACAGAUACCGAAUCUAUUUUUCGUACGAAACUGAAAAAUUCUAUUCGAAAUAUUUGUCCUGAAGUUGUCCUAACUCUGACUCUCUUGAAAAUAAUCUUUCCGGUCGUAACUACGCAGCUGGAAUCGAAUAAAAGACAUUUAUUAUCUUUGAAAGCUCAUCUAUUGUGCCCGAUAAAUACACGUAGGAGAAAGUUAUAA
Messenger RNA from Adineta ricciae, 228 nucleotides. Lineage: Eukaryota; Metazoa; Rotifera; Eurotatoria; Adinetida; Adinetidae. The record is from the annotation of a GenBank genome assembly.